Molecule: messenger RNA, 1249 nt
Organism: Drosophila subpulchrella
Lineage: Eukaryota; Metazoa; Arthropoda; Insecta; Diptera; Drosophilidae
Product: THUMP domain-containing protein 1 homolog
Exons: 1
Coding region: 60-1106 (348 amino acids)
Biological process (GO): tRNA modification
Molecular function (GO): RNA binding
Source: RefSeq, a predicted model, not a curated record
GACGCCCCAUUUACGGCCCCUCCUUUUUAGCAGCCGGCUAAAAUAAUAGUUUUUAUUUCAUGGAACCUUCUGCAAAGAAAUCGAAAAUGUCGAAGAACCACAAGUUCAAGAACAACAAAAAGAAGUACUUCCAUGCCAAGAGGCAGCAGCUCCAGCCUGGCCAACGUGGGUUCUUUGCCACAUGCAACAUCAACGAAAAAGCAUGUGUUCGCGAGUGCUACAAUCUCCUGAACCACUAUGCGGACCUACUCUAUGGACCUGAGCAGCCGGAGAAUGAGCCGGAAAAGAAGCAACGCGAGGAAGGAGCAGCUGGCGAUGCAGGAGAGGAUGUUGGGAAGCCGGCCAAAGAAAGCUCCAGUGAUGACGACGAUGACCUGGAGGCAGCGGCAGCCAAAUGCCGCGAGAAGCUGUCCCAGCGUAAGGUGCGAUUCCAGAACGUGGACACCAACACUACCAACUGUGUGUUCAUCCGCACCCAACUGGAGGACCCCGUGGCCCUCGGAAAGCAUAUAAUUAACGACAUAGCCACCACCGGCAAGUCCAUGUCCCGAUUCGUCCUGCGCCUCGUGCCCAUCGAAGCCGUCUGCCGUGCCAACAUGCCCGACAUCAUCUCAGCCGCCGGAGUGCUCUUCGACAAGCACUUCCUCAAGGAACCCACCAGCUAUGGCAUCAUAUUCAAUCAUCGCUACAAUCAACAGAUUAAGCGGGAUGACAUUAUCAUGCAGCUGGCCGAUUUGGUCAACUCCAAGAACGUGGGCAACACGGUGGACCUCAAGGAGGCCAAGAAAUCCAUCAUCGUGGAGGUUUUGAGGGGCUGGUGCCUGCUCAGCGUUAUCGACAACUAUCUGGGAUGCAAGAAGUUCAAUCUGGCAGAGCUGGCCAAUCCCAGUGAGAAGAAGACCAGUGGUGAAGGCGAUUCCAAGUCGGAAAAGUCUUUAGAGGAGUCUUCAGAGGACUCCAAGUCAAACAAGGAGAAAAAGGAAUCCAUUGAGGAAGAAGAUUCCAAGUCGAAGGAGUCUGUAAAAUAUGAUAAGUCUGACAAGUCUGCAGAGGAAUCCAAGUCCAAUGAAGAAGAGAAGGAGUCCAACGGAGAGCAGACCAACUAAAUUAGAAAACUCAGAAGCCUUAAGAGGACUCCCAACCCAAUGAAGGGUAUGCUAAGAGGACCAGACCUAGUUAUAGAGCUAACAAUCUGCUGUGCAGACAAAUAUAAAUAAAACGUCCAGUUAUUAUUUCCAUUUGUUAACAA